Castor canadensis (American beaver) is the source of this 2283-nucleotide messenger RNA. Its product is annotated as disintegrin and metalloproteinase domain-containing protein 29-like. The record is from RefSeq and is a predicted model, not a curated record. Lineage: Eukaryota; Metazoa; Chordata; Mammalia; Rodentia; Castoridae. Gene Ontology annotation, biological process: male gonad development; proteolysis. Gene Ontology annotation, molecular function: metalloendopeptidase activity. Gene Ontology annotation, cellular component: sperm head plasma membrane; external side of plasma membrane; plasma membrane.
AUGACUAUGAUUGAAGGUCUGUUCUAUAUGAGGAUCUUACUCCUGCUACAAUGGUUUGGGAUGUUUCUGUCCUUUUCUGGACUCACCCAGGCUGAGAACCCACAAUAUCUCAGUCCUCCAGAGGUGGUGAUUCCCAUGAAGGUAGCUAGCCCUGACAGAGUGGGGCCUCCAGGCUGGCUUUCCUAUCGCAUGCACUUUGGAGGCCAGGGACACACUGUCCACAUAAAGGUCAAGAAGCUUUUGCUUCCCAAGAUUCCAGUGUUCACCUACACAGACCAGGGUGCUCUGCAUGAAGACCAUCCUUUUGUUCAGGAUAACUGCUACUAUCAUGGUUUUGUGGAGGGGGACCCAGAAUCUCUGGUUGCCCUCAGUACUUGUUUUGGGGGCUUUCAAGGAAUGCUACAGACAAAUAACAGUACUUAUGAAAUGAUACCCAGAAAUUUUCCUACCACAUUUGAACAUCUGCUAUAUAAGAUGUAUAGUGAGGAGACACAAUCUACAACCGGGAACUCUCACCUUAAACAACAUAAAGUAGCAUGCCAAGUGGAGUUUCAAGAGAUUGAUAAUUCCACUCUAAAUCAAAGUCGCUAUGAAGGCUGGUGGGUCCAUUAUAGGACUAUUGAAAUGGUAUCAGUGUUUGAUAAUAAGCUAUAUGCUCGUUUUGGAAAGAAUGACUCAAAAGUGAUGGAGGAUCUUUUUACUACGGUAAAUAUAGUGGAUUCAAUUUAUACUGUUAUGGGCAUUAACAUAUUAAUGUGUGGUUUGGAAAUCUGGACUGAAAGAAACCUUAUAGUAAUAGAUGAUGUAAGAAAAUCUCUGGACAUAUUUUGCAGGUGGAAACUUGCAAACAUUUUUCCUCGGAUUUAUCAUGAUACCACACAUCUUUUUAUUAACAGUCACUUAAGAGGAUUAAGUGGCCUAGGUAUGGUGAGAGGAAUGUGUUAUCCACCACGUAGUUGUGCAAUUGUUACUUAUGCUAACAGAACUGUGACCCUUUUCGCAAUUGCAAUAUCUCAUCAUUUAGGUCAUAAUUUAGGCAUGAACCAUGAUCAGGCUACAUGUAACUGUGGACAUCCUAAGUGUAUAAUGCAUGAGGAUAACCCAGGAAUAACUAAAUUUAGCAACUGUAGUAAUAAUGAUUUUUGGACCUACACUAUAGCAGCUACAUCAUGUUUACUAGACAAUGUACACUCCAAAGAUAUCUUUAGCGUGAAGCGCUGUGGAAAUGGUAUUGUUGAAGAUGAAGAACAGUGUGACUGUGGGCUUUUCCGUCACUGUGCAAAAGACCCGUGUUGUAUGCCAAACUGCACUCUGAGUUAUGGAGCUACUUGUGCCUUUGGACUUUGUUGUAAAGACUGUAAGUAUUUACCAUCAGGGGAAGUGUGUAGAAAAGAGGCUAAUUUGUGUGAUCUUCCAGAGUGGUGCAAUGGAACUUCCCAUAAGUGCCCAGAUGAUGUAUAUGUGGAAGAUGGAAUUCCUUGUACUGACACAGCCUACUGCUUUGGAAGGGAAUGUAAUGACCGCGAUGAACUUUGCAGGCAGAUUUUUGGACAAAAAGCAAAGAGUGCAAAUAAGAAUUGCUACAAACGAAUCAACACCCAAGGUUCUCGUUUUGGCAACUGUGGUUUACAAGGCGUUACAUAUAAAAAAUGUAAUGAUGCAGAUGUCAUGUGUGGGAGAGUUCAGUGUGAUAAUGUGACAGAAAUUCCCUCUUUGAUAGAACACUCUACUGUGCACUAUGCUAGUUUCAACAACAUGACCUGCUGGGGUACUGAUUACCAUCCAGGGAUGAAAAUACCUGAUAUCGGUGUAGUGAAAGAAGGUACAAAGUGUGAUCGAGAACAUCUCUGCAUCCGUAAGCAAUGUAUGCAUAUAUCUGUACUGGAUAGUAACUGCUCACCUACAUUCUGUAAUAUGAGAGGAAUCUGUAACAAUAAACAUCACUGCCAUUGUAACUAUUUGUGGGACCCUCCAAACUGUGUGAUCCAAGGAUAUGGAGGUAGUGUUGACAGUGGUCCACCCCCAAAGAGAGAGCGGAAAAAGAAGUUUUGUUAUCUGUGUCUACUGUUGCUUCUUAUUUUGAUUAUUUUAUUGUGUUGUCUUUGUCGGCUUUGUAUGAAGAAAAAACCUAAGAAAGAAGAGCAAAAAGAUCAAGCUAAAACUGGAAAAGCAGAGAAAACAUUGCAUAGUCAACACGGAUCAUUGCUUUCCCACAGUCAACAACAAAAGCAAUCAGCACCCUCUUCAAGAACUUCAUCCAAAAAAAGUUCCAUUAAAUAUUAA